AUGCCGCCCUCCAACACCACGGGCUCCUUAGUGGGAGGAGGGGUCCCACUCUCGGUGCCGUUCGACGGACCCGGGGAUUACUUAAUUUUCAUUUUCCAGAUCGUGUUCGCUACCAGCACCGUGCUGGUAGCCGGGCCCGUGGUCGUCACCAUCUUGGCCACGAGAGCCCUCCGUCUCCAGAACCGGUUUGUGUUCAUGCUGAGCACCAGUAUCUGUGACACUCUGGUGGGCUUUUCGGUGUAUUAUCUCGGCCUGUUCGACGUUUACGAGGGAUAUCCGCCCAGAGGUGGGACGUAUAACAUCCUACCCUCGCUCCUGGGGGUCAACAUACUGACGUUUAUGUUCGCGCAGUUCGACCGGUACUUGGCCGUGUGCCACCCGUACGUGUACAGCCGCUUCAUCAGCAGGAAGCUGGUGGUCGGCGUCAACGUGUACUGCUGGCUUUACAACAUCGCCCACCUGGUCGUCAGGAAUCUGCUGCCCCCCUCCAAAGCGUCACAGCUGUAUGUGUCCAGUAUUAUAGUCUUACAGAUCAUCGUUGUCACCAAAGUCGUCAUGACCAUUAAACUGUACGUGGUUGCUAGAGUCCAGGUGGACAGGGAGCCCCCCGGCGCGGAGAAAGAGAGCAAGAAGGAAUCCUUGAGGAUUCUUAUCUUCGUGGUCGUUAGCUUCUUGGUGUUGUGGGGCCCGUCGUUUGUGAACAUCAUCAUCCGAUUCGGCUCAGGGGGAGGGCUGAUGUUUAGGAACGAAGCCACCAACGCGUUCGCCAUAAUGGCUCGCUUCAACGCGGUGUGCACGCCGUCCGUGUACAUCUGGGGGAGUCCGGCUCUGAGAGAGGCCCUGGUCCGGACCGUGUGGGGCCGAGUGUGUCCGAGGUGCCGCGGGAAGUAA
Messenger RNA from Pungitius pungitius (ninespine stickleback), 891 nucleotides. Its product is annotated as somatostatin receptor type 2-like. The record is from RefSeq and is a predicted model, not a curated record. Gene Ontology annotation, molecular function: G protein-coupled receptor activity. Gene Ontology annotation, biological process: G protein-coupled receptor signaling pathway. The coding region runs from base 1 to 891 and encodes 296 amino acids. NCBI's taxonomy places the organism in Eukaryota, Metazoa, Chordata, Actinopteri, Perciformes, Gasterosteidae. The transcript has a single exon. Gene Ontology annotation, cellular component: plasma membrane.